This is a messenger RNA of Penaeus monodon (black tiger shrimp), 538 nucleotides long. RefSeq names its product pro-resilin-like. The transcript has 3 exons. Gene Ontology annotation, cellular component: extracellular matrix. Bases 30 to 329 code for a protein of 99 amino acids. The record is from RefSeq and is a predicted model, not a curated record. NCBI's taxonomy places the organism in Eukaryota, Metazoa, Arthropoda, Malacostraca, Decapoda, Penaeidae.
CAGAUACUACUGUAGCUGCCACAGUCAUCAUGAACGCUAAGGUCCUGCUCCUGGUUUGUUUUGCAGCCGUUGUUGCUGCGGACAGUUUUGAAUCCGCCGAAUCAGGUGAAUACAACUUCAACUGGGCCGUCAAACACGACGAUUCCGGCAACGACUUCGGCCACCAGGAAGCCCGCAAUGGAGACGACACCCAGGGAUCCUACUACGUGCAGCUCCCCGACGGCCGCCUGCAGACCGUCAGGUACGUCGUGGACGGCGACAACGGCUACGUGGCUGAGGUGAGCUACGAGGGCGAGGCUCGAUACCCCGACUCCAAUGAAUCAAAGUGAAGAGAUUCUGUUGGCCUCUACGUGGACUGAAGCGACCCGGAAUAUACCCAGUUUAAUAGUCUGUCUAACGUUAGUUAGACAGACUAUUAAUGCCAACUUUAUUCCCACAAGUCUUUUCAUUUUUGUUAGACAAUGUUUUCGCAAGGAAACCGAAUGUUGUAGAUAUACUUUAUUUAUUAUUGUUUUCCUAUAAAUUGUCUCCUCUGCAA